Molecule: messenger RNA, 3030 nt
Organism: Alternaria ethzedia
Lineage: Eukaryota; Fungi; Ascomycota; Dothideomycetes; Pleosporales; Pleosporaceae
Exons: 6
Coding region: 1-3030 (1009 amino acids)
Source: RefSeq, a predicted model, not a curated record
AUGGACCCAUCACUCGAAAGUGAUGUUCUAAACCGAAGAUCGUUAAUUCUAACGUACCGAAAUUACAAAAACGACACGGAGUACAUCGCUGGUUGGCUCGCAUGGACAUCGGGGAAAUGCGGAUACAUCAGAGCUAUCAACGAGCCGGAGCCUCAGCAGAAGGCGCCGCGGAAGAGGGGAAAGGCAGGCAAAGCUCAGAUGGCUGAACAUAUUGCUUCAUUUGAUCCCAAGAUCGAAGUCCCAGCUGCGCUACAACAGGUGUUUGACCGAGUGAUCUUAGCUCGGAGCAAAGUGGCCAGUUGGUUCGAGAAAGGGCACUCGACCGAUUACGUCAGCAACGACAGGCACUCCUACUUUAUCACCGUUCUGGAAAAGGCGGCAAAACUGCUGAAGCCUCUGAUACCAGAGACGCCAGUAGUUUCUGAGAACAUCAAGCUACAAAACAGGUUCGCCGGGCUUACGGUCGAAGAGACGGACCCACUGGACGAUCUCAUCACCGAAGUUAAGGAGAAGCAAUUGCCCAAAGUCGACCCUAUCCCGAUUGAGCAAGACGAGGAGAGUCUCGAGCACGACUUCUUCUUCGCUAUCGCGACAUUUCUUGACGAGAUCUACGACGUGCGAGCAUGGAUUGUGCGAGAGUGGGAUGAAUAUCGGCAGACAGGUGACGGCCUCACACGCGCGGCAGUGCUUGCCAAUACAGCCGUCGAUCUGGUGCGAUCUGCUGAGAAUCAAUUGGAUCAGAUGCUCGUUCGUCCCAAGAAAUACCCCGCCAAGGAAUACCCUGUUUGGACUCUUCCGGCACUGCUCUACGCUCGCUUGCAUGGUUUCUGGGACGGCGAUAUCAAAGACAAUGUCGAUAAACUCGUCAAGCCGUCUAUGAGAAUCCGGCCAAACGAUCAUCUGUGCGAGCAGGAGACAUAUUCCCUGGAGGUCUUUGAGACCCUGGAAUGGGCUCAGUUCUUCGACGUCGCAGGUCAUCCUCAUCUGUCUCAUUUCGCUGUCGACGAGACUGCUCGGGGCAUCAAACACAUGAUAACUUUCAAAGAGAUUCCUAUAUGGCUCACUGUAGCGGUACAGAUGUUCUUUGACGUUGAGUCGGUGUUUCAAGAGGAGGGCACGCUUGCAGCGCCUUUUCGCGAGUACAAAGAGACUGUUCGUAAAGCCGCGCAGGAUUUCUCCAAAAUUGAUCCUAUGUCCAAAAUUGAUCCUAUCGAGCGGCCAUUCAAGGGAUCUGCGGAUUCCGACAAAAAGAUAGCCUCGCUCUAUCAGAACAUGCGUAACAUCUUGAGCGACCAUCAAGACUACGCGAUUCGUGAUCGCUGGGGAAGAUUCAUCCGGAAGAUCAAGGAGGACAAGCAUGAGCCACUGAGUAAAACUGUAGACGAGCCGGAUUACGUCUUGAAAAGGCAUCCGAUCCGCUGCGGGCUUCUGAAGUACGAACUACAGCUACAGCUUAAUCACAGAGCUUCCAAAAUCGAGCAUAUGGCGGGCGACAUCCUUUACAUGGCCUGGCUAUAUGUUGCGGUAAGCCGGAUACUGCACCCGGAAAUGCCCCGAUGGCCUGACAUGGAAUAUCUACUCAACGGUCGACAAGACAAGCUGUUCUUCGGCGAAUGGCCAAAGACUCUCGACGAAGUGGGUAAGAAGAUUGAUCUCGGACGCGGCUACUCUAUUGCCAACAAGGCGAGCAAUCGGCGUUCAAAGAAGGACACCUGGGACAACAAGCAACUGCGCCGACUCGAUGACCCAACUGUGAUCGGAGAACUGUUUUUGAAGCGGAUGGGUGCGGAACCCAAAUCAACAGCAGAAGCCCACGAAUGGGUGAUGAAGUUAGUCAGCCUGGUGUGCAAGCCAGAGUCGCAGAAGAUCUUGGACCGACAAGAAAACUUACCCCAAGGUACUUACGAAACAUCGGAGUUCUUGAAGUCCGUGGAAUUGCAACGCAAGCCCUUAGCCUUGCUCGGAGAGAUUCGCCAGUGGCUCCUAGCGGAUGAAAACGACCUGCACUUCGACUGGUUCGGUAUGUUGUCUACCUGUACAGACAUCUGGAAGACAAUCAUGCCGGCAUUUCGCAAGAAUCCCGUGUUCAAAGACGACCCUAACAUCUACAACUGGAACGUUAAUACUGUAAUCACUGUACUCAAGACAGAAUCUAUCGCGCAAGACAUGGGUACGCCUAUGCCAAUCUUUGAGGCGGUUUGGGAAACUUUAAAGCAGUUCAUCCAGAUCCCAGUAUCAAAGGAAAGCGGCAGCAAAACAUGGAAGGGCGAUCUACAUUUGGCCAAGCUUGUAGAUGUUUGCAACCCUGCGAUGACGUUGAUGAACCCAGGGCCUGUCAGCUUCAUGAAUCUCUAUGCAAACUGGAGUGAUGAAGACAAGAGAGACUCUCGAGAAGAACACCAGAGAGAGAGCGUGAAAGAAGAGACAGAUGGCGAAGAGUCAGUCAGCGAGGCAUCAGCCGCCGAGGAGCCUGACAACGAUACACCCGCGGAUGAGGACGAACCCAGCGAGCACUCAGGCAGCCAAGACGAUGAGACGGCCGAGAUCGACGAAGCAGCUUCGGACGCUGGUAGUGGCAUCAGUAUUCAGGAAUUCUCUUUGGACCUCAAUGCGCUCGCUAGCCAGUACAAGAACGGCGGCAACAACAUCAUCUUUAUGGGCAACAAAAUGAAAGCGCCGGUAGCCAUCAGUCGCGCGCAGAUGGGCCAGCUACGUACGGCACCCAAUGGGGACUUCGUAUUGCCCGGCGGACCCCCAAGCCGGUCUUCUCGAGUACAAAUGCUACCCCCACGGAAGUCGAAGCGUGUUCGUGGUGUUCGUGCGAUAGCUACGACGCAAGAUGCCCCUGAUCUGUGUGCUUGCGGUCUCAGCCGGUACGGAGUGAGUGUAAGGCCGAUAACGACAAUGAACACCAAGGCAGCGAAAGUGGAGCACCAAUGUAUGGGAGCGCUAUUCGAAGGGAUCGACGUGCCGGAUCGUGAUCUUGGAGACGCUAUCAAGGUGACACGACGCAAAAUUCGAGGUUCGUAA